Centropristis striata (black sea bass) is the source of this 2718-nucleotide messenger RNA. RefSeq names its product unc-51 like kinase 3 (gene ulk3). Lineage: Eukaryota; Metazoa; Chordata; Actinopteri; Perciformes; Serranidae. The coding region runs from base 144 to 1556 and encodes 470 amino acids. Gene Ontology annotation, cellular component: autophagosome; cytoplasm. The transcript is spliced from 17 exons. The record is from RefSeq and is a predicted model, not a curated record. Gene Ontology annotation, molecular function: protein serine/threonine kinase activity; ATP binding. Gene Ontology annotation, biological process: autophagosome organization; peptidyl-serine phosphorylation; protein autophosphorylation.
UAAUGUCAGCUGAUCACUGCAGUACAACGUGCAACCAAACCAGCCCGUCAGCAAUGUAAACACUGACUUUCUCUUCAUGUGCUGUGGAUUUCUUAGCCCGCAGCCCAGUUCUGCUUGGAGAAAUUGAUGUUGCUGUCGCCAGGAUGGCUUCAACCUCUUCCAGCUUUGCUCCUCCAAAACUUUCCGACUUCAUCCUCACAGAGAAGCUGGGCAGUGGUACCUAUGCUACGGUCUACAAAGCCUACCGGAAGGGGGACAGUCGAGAGGUGGUGGCGGUGAAGGUGGUUGGGAAGAAGACUCUAAAUAGGGCAUCUACAGAAAACCUGCUCACAGAGAUUGAAAUCCUAAAGACAAUGCGUCACCCUCAUAUAGUCCAGCUAAAAGACUUUCAGUGGGAUGCUGAGAAUAUUUAUCUGAUCCUGGAGUGGUGUUCUGGUGGAGAUCUCUCCCGCUUUAUUCGCAGUCGCAGGAUUUUACCUGAGAGGGUAGCCCGUCGCUUCCUGCAACAGAUGGCCUGUGCCCUUCAGUUUCUUCAUGAGCGAAACAUCUCACACCUGGACUUAAAACCUCAGAACAUUCUGCUCAGCGGCUCUGUCCUAAAACUAGCAGACUUUGGUUUCGCCCAGUACAUGUCACCAUGGGAUGAGCAGAGUGUCCUGAGAGGUUCUCCUCUUUACAUGGCUCCUGAGAUGGUGUGUAGACGCCAAUACGACUCCAGGGUGGAUCUCUGGUCAGUAGGAGUCAUUCUCUAUGAGGCACUGUUUGGGCGAGCACCAUUUGCAUCAAGGUCAUACGCUGAAUUGGAGGAGAAGAUCCGGAGUAACCAGCCUAUUGAGCUCCCUCCCGGGGCCAGGGUAUCCAAGGACUGUAGAGACCUUCUGUUGCGGCUGCUUGAGAGAAACCCAGAUGCCCGGAUCACCUUUGCAGAGUUCUUCACCCACCCUUUUGUGGAUAUGGAGCACAUGCCGAGUGCAGAGAGCUUGGUGAAAGCGAAAGAGCUGGUCCUGCAGGCCGUUCAGAAGGACCAGGCGGGGGAGCGGACUGCUGCUCUUUCCCUUUACUGCAGUGCCCUUGAGCAUUUUGUCCCCGCUAUUCACUACGAGACAGAUCGACAACGUAAAGAUGUCCUCAGGCAGAAGGUCAGCCAGUAUGUGUCCAGAGCAGAGGAGCUGAAAGCCUUGGUGGCCUCAGACAACAGACUGAGCUUUGAGGCGGCCCGGACCUCCAGGGAUGUCCUCCGAGAAAUGUCUCGAGACCAACCACGACUGCUGGCUGCUCUGGAGGUGGCCUCUGCUGCUGCUGCUAAGGAGGAGAGUGGAGUGGAUGAUAAUGAGGCCCUGGAUGUGUACCAACAGUGCUUAGGAGAACUACUGUUGGCUCUAGCAGCCGAGCCCCAGGGCCGCAGGAGAGAGCUGCUCCACAGCGAGAUUAAAAGCCUCAUGACCAGAGCUGAAUACCUCAAAGAACAUAUCAAGAUGCAGGAGACUCAGAGGGACGUGUCUCUGGAUCGAGAACCUCUUGCAGACUCCGUCAGAAGCUCUUGCUGUUUGCAGUAAGCGUGCCGCUCACCGUGGGAACUGAGCUGGGACGCCCCCGUGGAGCAUCAGACCGCCGGUCAGGUUGAACACAGAGCUUUCACCUGACCAGGUUUCUGUUGGGGCCAAAUCAAACCUGCAUCACACUUCACCCAAACUAACUCAGAACGCUGUCUGGGUGGGAUAUUAUCAUUGCCAGCUAAAUGUGGUCAAUGUUUUGGUUGUUGCUUGAAAGUUGAUGAUUUGGCAGAUUGAGGACUUAUGUUUAUAGUUAUUUGGAGGUGGUCAGUUUGGCUGGUAAAAUACUGAAAUUUUGUGUUUACACACUGUCGAAUGUGAAAGUUAUUUCAGAGUAGUGUUGUUGCACUGCUUAGCCUCAAAUCCCCCUUUACUGACACACCAUUGAUAUGUAAAUGCUGGACAGCUUGUAUGACAAUACCACACUGUCAUGGUAAACGAGUCAAACAGAGACUGUUGCAUUUAUUGUAGCGUGGAACAAUCUACGGUAUUUGCAGCACACCUAACAACUGUGAAAACCUGAAAAUAUAAUCAAGGGGUAACUGUGACGUCAAGAAGUAUCACAUCAGUUUUGAACUGUAGUAUUAAGUAUAAUAUUAUAUUGAGGCCUCGGCAAACAUGCACAUACUCCCUCACCCUCCCUUCCCCACUGCCUUUACUGUGGCUCAACCACAGCCUCACCAUGCUCUCUCCACUGAUGGAGCCCUCUCCACCACUAUGAGGGGAAAACUGGAGAGGUGCGGCCUCUGCCUUAUUUACACUAGACUUGCAUUUUCUUAGGUUUGGCACUGGCUGAGUAUUUGAGGGAUACAGUGAGUUGUAGCGCUCAAGCACAGCCUUCAUAACUAGGCCUCUGUGAAACGGUAAAAAGCUUAACAGUCGGUGGCCGUCGCUGUUGUAGGUCUCCACACUGUUUUUAUUUCAGACAGGUAAAGCGCUUGAAAAUCCAAAAGUGAGCUUUACUUUGUGAUUUCAGUUAUUAAGGCAACUGGAGAAUAUACCUGAAACAGGAGUCAAAGGAGAAAAAAAUAUGUCUGCUGGCGAGAUUUCCACACCGCUGUGUUGUUUUUCUUUUUUUAUUUCAGUGUUUAUACAGCUGUGAUUUUAUAUAUUAUGUAUUUAUUAUAUGAGAGAUUCAGUGGAAAAUAAAAAUGCUAUCACCAAA